CAGGGAAUCGUACUUAAUGGCUCAUGACGUCAGCAGGAGUAAGUAGCCCUACCAGAGAAGCGACGAUGGUCCUCAUCAAGGAGUACCGUGUGGUGUUACCCUGUAGUGUUGAGGAGUAUCAAGUGGGACAGUUGUUCUCAGUGGCUGAAGCCAGUAAAAAUGAGACUGGUGGUGGAGAGGGCAUUGAGGUCCUCAAGAAUGAGCCCUAUGAAAAAGAUGGCGAGAAAGGACAGUAUACGCAUAAAAUCUACCACUUGAAGAGUAAAGUCCCUGGGUUUGUCAAGCUGUUUGCCCCUGAUGGCUCCCUGACAUUCCAUGAAAAAGCCUGGAAUGCCUACCCUUACUGCAGAACCAUUGUGACGAAUGAGUAUAUGAAAGAUGACUUCAUCAUUAAGAUUGAGACAUGGCAUAAACCUGACCUUGGAACACAAGAAAAUGUGCAUAAACUAGACAAUUCCACAUGGAAGAGUGUAGAAGUUGUGCCCAUUGACAUAGCAGACAGGGAUCAGGUGGCCCCUAGUGAUUACAAGCCAGAUGAGGACCCUGCGCUGUUCAAGUCAACCAAGACUGGCAGAGGACCCCUUGGGCCCAUCUGGAAGACGGAGCUGGCUAGUAAAACUGACUGUCCAAGGAUGUGUGCCUACAAACUGGUCACAGUCAAGUUCAGGUGGUGGGGCCUGCAGACCAAGGUGGAGAACUUCAUCCAUAAGCAAGAGAAGAGGAUCUUCACUAACUUCCACCGCCAGCUCUUCUGCUGGAUUGAUAAGUGGGUGGAGCUGAGUAUGGAUGACAUCCGGCGGAUGGAGGCAGAGACACAGAAGGAGCUUGAGGAGAUGCGUAAGAGGGGCAUUGUGCGAGGCACAAAGCCUGCAGAAGAGUAGCCAGGUCUGAGUGUGGCUGUCUUCGCAGACAUGGUGAGCUGCGAGGAACCAGCGCUGCAGACGAGUGAAAAGGCCAAGGAUUUUAAACAACCAGGACGACAACAGUGAUGAAGACUGCAAGGAGGGCUCCUUUGGUGCCACCUUUACAUUAACUGAUUCAGGCUGUGGAGGAGAGGGCUCUGCUAUCCACGAUCAAUAGAGCAGAUCCCCGACUUGCACCCAAUCAUAGACAUUCUAUCCACAGAGGAAUUGAUUUCUAGAAACUGACACGAUCUUAGCUGAUAACACUCUGGUUAAUUUUGAUCUCCUGGGCAGAGAAAGGCCAGCUAUCAUCGUCAUUUUAUUGACAAGGCCUAAACCUCUGGAUAGAUAUGAAGAGGAGCUACUUGCAAUGGGAGAUGAAUAUUUACAAAAAAAAAGCAGUUUAAUUGGCUUGAUUCCCUAAUGGCAGAUGUUGGACCAAAUACUCCAAGAGGAUAUUUUCCUCUGUGCUCUGUUGGCCAUUUUUGACUUCCCUUUGUUGUUAAUGUCAUCUCCAAAACAUUCCUCAAGAUGUUGCCCUCCCUUGACCUCUCUCCUCCAUCUUUGUCUCCUCCUCUGUUUUUAGCUGUAAAUACUGUAGCUCAGUGGUUUGCAUUCCCCAGCACAAGUCUGUUUGUCAUACUCUUGUUCCUUCCUGCCACAACCUCCAUUAAGAGAUUACUAACACCCUCAGCCUGUCGUAAUCCCUCCUCCAUCACCCCACAUCACCUUACCCAAAGCACUGCAUCUUAUUAACACUGACAAUCUUGCCUGUACAGGUAUUCACUCUCACUCCCAUGCAAAUUUCAGAGCAACCCACCUCCGCUCACGUAUGACAUGGAUACAUGCGCACACUCACAGGUGUGGAUGCCUUUGCAGUGACUGGUAUUUUUAAAGCUCAAGCUGGGCAGAUCCAUGCAAGCUUGCUCAACUAAAGGAUGUUACUUUGGAUGUGUUUACAGCUCUCACUGUUUUUUUCCCCCACACACUCCCUAUUCUAAACACACACACACACACACACACACACACACACACACACACAUACAUACAACACAGCGUUCUCCUCCCUAACAGAUGUCCCCAGAGAAAAAACUGCACUGAAAAACAGCCACAGAUGGUGCUACACCCCUCCAGCCUCUGUCAUGAGCCACACUGCACCGCUCUGUUCACCCCACCUCACCCAGCCCGCCCCAGAGGCCCGCCUUACUCAACUGGUUUUCUGAGGCGGUGUGCGUUUUCCUGACGGUGAGGCCUGCUGAGCAGGGCCGACAGGUAGACUGUUUCCACAAGGCCUCUCGUGUGCGCUUCAUGCUUGGUCUGUUUACAGAGCCAUAGCAGCCUUAGCCGUACCCAGUCAACACCAGCAACACACACUGCUUGCCUUAAUCUCUGGACCUUUUAUGUACCGCAUUGUACCUCUGCUGCCAACUAUUGCUCUAGCUACCUCCCUUGUCUCAGACUGGGGCUUUUCCUACCCUGAAGGUUAGCACUAGAUAUUUAGCUGUAACUCCCUGGGUAGGGGUUCAUCUGUAUGUUCAUUUCAGAGCUGUGUGAGGGUUUGUGCCCAUACGUUUGUGAUGACUGUUAAUUUUUUUGAGGGUGUAGGAGUACAGGUCAUUCCCUUUAUGCCUCCUGGUACAGUAUGUGUCAAAGCUCUUCAGCUCACACAGCAUUUUCCUCAGUGAGAGAUAACUUAUAGUGAGAACAAAUCGCAGCCAAUACACUGAUGUCGUUGCAGACGGGAGUAGAUGUACAUCUUUGCCUCAGACCAGUGGUUUUGACAGAUUUGCCAUAUUGUUGACUUCUCAGCUGCACUGGGCUUUUUUCCCCCUAGGCUCCAGAAUCGUGUGACACUGGCUCACAGUGUUGAUCAUCGCUAGUGUUACAUUCAGUACAAGCAGUUUCCUCAUCCUCAAAUCCUAAUGCUAUUCUUUGCGUGUUUGUGUGGAGUGUAUGUGUUUUCAGUUGUGCAACCAGAAUGGGGGUUUGUUUUUAGAUAACUCUUCAACCUCAGCCUUUUUUUUUUUAACCAGACAUAGCUGUAAUAAAAAUGCUUUGGGGGAGUGAAGGUUCCCUAUUUUUUAUUUUUAUAUAUAUGUGUAUAUAUAUAUAAUAUUCUGUAAAUCUUAAGGGGGAAUGUGAUACCUUCCUCGGUAAUGGGUUGAUGGCUUGCCCAAAGAGUAUGAAUGGAUCUCUGAUGUGAUUUGUUUACAUGUAUUCAGCACUUGUCUUAGGUUGGUGAUACAGGCAGUUUUGGGAGCAAUGGAUGUGUGGCAAUGAAAUAUUCACCUGUCAGCAAUGCUACAGUGUUAAUGAUCCUUGGAUAUUCUCAUGAUCAGCUGCCUCAAAAGCUGUCUUCUGUAUUACUGCCUUUAUCACAUGCUUUCCAUGGGCAAUAUGGCAAUACAGUUAUUAACAUGAUAGGAGGUGGCUGUAAGGUAGCCUCUUAACAUUUUGACAGUGUAUGAGAAGAUGACUAAAGCCAGUUGAUUUUUCUAACUGUAUAGAUAUUGUACCUCUACCAAGUGAGUGAAAUGGAACCUGAAAAGUGAAAAACUGGUCUUUAGUAUGAUCAGUAUUUCAAAGUCUAUCAAUACAGCCCCCGCUGUCUGUUCAAUGAAAAUCCAGUGACAAACCGUCUGUCAAGACAAUGAUGAGGGAGAGGGAGUCAUCACUAGGAAAGAAAACUGUACAGUCUGAUCAUGAUUUAUUAAAUUUACAACUGUCAAAUUUCUAAACAGCUUGCUUUUAAAUGUUUCUGAUCAACUUUUGAAAAUCAGGGGUCAUGGUAGUGAAUGUAUAAUGUUGUGCCUUUUCUUUCUGUAGAUCUUUGUGUGCCAUGAAGUCUACACAGUGUCUAAAAUAUCAAAUAAAUUUCACCUCAAAGUUUA
Molecule: messenger RNA, 3793 nt
Organism: Myripristis murdjan (pinecone soldierfish)
Lineage: Eukaryota; Metazoa; Chordata; Actinopteri; Holocentriformes; Holocentridae
Product: phosphatidylinositol transfer protein beta isoform-like
Exons: 12
Coding region: 24-881 (285 amino acids)
Biological process (GO): phospholipid transport
Cellular component (GO): cytoplasm
Molecular function (GO): phosphatidylinositol binding; phosphatidylinositol transfer activity; phosphatidylcholine intramembrane carrier activity
Source: RefSeq, a predicted model, not a curated record